Daphnia carinata is the source of this 1269-nucleotide messenger RNA. RefSeq lists its product as uncharacterized. Bases 1 to 1269 code for a protein of 422 amino acids. The record is from RefSeq and is a predicted model, not a curated record. Lineage: Eukaryota; Metazoa; Arthropoda; Branchiopoda; Diplostraca; Daphniidae. The transcript has a single exon.
AUGAGGCCCAUCGAAAAAUUUAGCAGAUUGAAACUACACAUAACGGAGGAAGCUGCUGGUGCGAUUUCGUACUUGGAUCUAACUGAAGACAAUUACACCAAGGCGAUAGAAAUUCUAAAUGGGAAAUACAACAAACCGAGAUCGGUGAAAGCUGACCAUUAUAUUGCCAUUACAGAACUAAGAAAAGUAGAACGUCAAGAGGACCACAAAGCCUUACGACAACUACACGACAAGGCAAUGGGCCAUGCUUUAAAUCUCGACAACCUAGAACAGCCUACAGCUCAAAACGAAGCUAUUAUGGAGAUCAUCAUAAGAAAACUGCCAAUUGAGUUAAUAUCAAGAUGGCACGGAGAGACCAGACGGUCACAGAAGACAUUGAAACAUCUCUUUAGUUUCAUCGAUUCGAUAGCUGAAGACUGGAAAUAUGCCUAUUCCACAGAGAAACACGAGAAGAAGAAGACGAAACCAGAAGCACCAGAGAAACCACAACGAGUUACGUUCGCAACAACGCCAACGGCAGCUGAGUUAGCAGUCACAGGGACUGCAACUGAAUACCCAAGAAAUCCGAAGUACCGGAAACAGUUUAACUUGGAAAAAAGUAGAUGUUUAUUUUGUAAUGAUAAACACCCCCCGACCAAAUAUGAUGUCACACUAGAAAACAAAAUUGAGCAAGUUAAGAAAGAAAAAAGGUGUUGGAAGUGCCUUGGACAAAAUCAUCAAGUGAAAGAGCAAUCAAUAAUAAUAGCAUCAAGUAAAUGCUACAAAUGCGGAAAAGAUCACCACACGGCCAUCUGCAACAGGGCAGUUAAUCCGAAAUCGGUGACGGCAACAUUGGCGGCAUCUCCAAUGUUAAAGGUAGCAGAUGACGCUCCUCUUUCAAUAGAAGCACGCCUAUUUGGUGGCGUAUACGUCCAAACGGCAACAGUAAUAGUGGAGGGCCCAAAAGGAUGGUUGAAAGCUAUUGCUUACAUCGAUCAAGGAUCGAAUGCAACCUUAAUUCGAAGCGAACUCGCUCAAACUCUAGGACUACAGGAAGUCGGGAAAAUCAAUCUGAAGCUGCAAGCAGUGGGACACGUGCAUCCAGAAAAAGAACGGAGCGUAAGAAAGUUGCGACUUCAAGGACUCAUCCCACAAGCCGAAGAGAUUGAAUUAGAAGCGAUCGAGCAGCCCGAAAUCGGGAAGGUUGCUGGAUCAAAAAAGACAGAAUUCGUCAGCGAACUUUGGAGUCAAGGAUACCAACUCACAGAUGACAGCCCACACAACAAUUGA